Amblyraja radiata (thorny skate) is the source of this 5258-nucleotide messenger RNA. RefSeq names its product paired box protein Pax-3. Lineage: Eukaryota; Metazoa; Chordata; Chondrichthyes; Rajiformes; Rajidae. The transcript has 8 exons. Gene Ontology annotation, biological process: anatomical structure development; regulation of transcription by RNA polymerase II. The record is from RefSeq and is a predicted model, not a curated record. Gene Ontology annotation, molecular function: DNA-binding transcription factor activity, RNA polymerase II-specific; RNA polymerase II cis-regulatory region sequence-specific DNA binding. The coding region runs from base 210 to 1658 and encodes 482 amino acids.
GCUUCUUUAGCUCCCUACCAUGAAGCAGAAAAGAAGCCGUUUACGCGCGGACCACGGGGAACCUUGUGUACGAGACAACGGCAAUACUUGAUGACCCUUUUCCCCCAGUCAUGCUCCUUAUGUGACCGUGCAGGCCCGUGUAGUAUAUAUGCCUGUUUGUUGUAAAAAAAAGUUUCUUAGAGCCCAUAAACGCGCCUUCUACGCCGACCAUGUUCAGUAUAUCCUUGUCAACGCCUUUAGGUCAAGGGAGAGUGAACCAGCUCGGAGGAGUUUUUAUAAACGGCCGGCCUCUGCCAAAUCAUAUCAGGCACAAGAUAGUGGAAAUGGCUCAUCACGGUAUCAGACCGUGUGUCAUCUCCCGGCAACUGAGGGUCUCCCACGGUUGUGUCUCUAAAAUCCUCUGCAGAUACCAGGAGACAGGAUCCAUCAGACCCGGGGCGACUGGGAGCAAACCCCGGCAAAUGGCAAUUCCAGACGUGGAAAAAAAGGUCGAAGAAUACAAGAAGGAGAAUCCUGGAAUGUUUAGCUGGGAAAUCCGGGAUAAGUUAUUGAAAGACGGCAUGUGUGAUCGAAAUACCAUUCCCUCAGUGAGUUCAAUAAGCCGCAUCCUGAGGAGCAAAUUCGGGAAGAAAGAAGACGAUGAGGAAGAUUGUGGAAGAAAAGAAUAUGAAGAUGGCGAUAAGAAAUCGAAGCACAGUAUUGACGGGAUUUUGGCUGAUAAGGCAAAUAAUUCAGAUGAAGCUUCAGACAUUGACUCGGAACCAGACCUGCCUUUGAAACGGAAACAGCGGCGGAGUCGCACGACAUUUACAGCAGAACAGUUGGAGGAAUUGGAGAGAGCAUUCGAAAGAACCCACUACCCGGACAUCUACACUCGGGAGGAACUGGCGCAGAGAGCCAAGCUCACAGAAGCACGAGUGCAGGUUUGGUUCAGCAAUCGUCGGGCCCGUUGGAGGAAGCAAGCUGGCGCCAACCAACUGCUGGCGUUCAACCACCUGAUUCCUGGAGGGUUCCCGCCCACAGCAAUGUCCUCCUUGUCUCCUUACCAGCUCUCGGAUGCCAGCUACCCGCCCACAUCCAUACCACAGGCAAUCUCAGAUCCAAGCAACACAGUUCACAGGCCACAGCCUCUGCCUCCGACAUCAGUUCACCAGAACAGCCUCCCUUCUACUCCAGACAGCAGUUCAGCUUAUUGCUUAUCCACCAGCAGGCAUGGAUUUUCAGGGUACACAGACAGCUUUAUGUCUCCAGCAGGGUCUACCAAUCCCAUGAACCCGACGGUUAGCAACGGCCUCUCGCCUCAGGUUAUGGGACUCUUGGCUAAUCCUGGCGGUGUUCCUCAUCAGCCACAAAGUGACUAUGCCCUGUCACCACUAACAGGAGGCUUGGAGCCAUCGACUUCUGUUUCAGCCAGCUGCAGUCAAAGGCUAGACCCAAUGAAACCUCUGGACAGCUUGCCCACCACCCAGUCCUAUUGCCCAUCAACCUACAGCUCCUCAGGUUAUAGCAUGGAUCCAGUAGCAGGAUACCAGUAUGGACAAUAUGGGCAGAGUAAGUGCCAUGUAAAUCUAAGCAAUACAUUCAGCUAUAAAAAUACAUACCCUCCCCACCCUUCAUCGAUCUGUAUCAAGAUGUGUGACUCAGUAUACAAACUUUGAUUAUGAAUGAAUUCAAUACGACUUUAUUGGUCUCGUAUAAAAUAAAUAAUUGCAACAACUAUUGCUCCUCUAGUUUAGUUUGGCACUUAGUGCGACAUCCCAGCCAAAUAUACAGGCAGAGCAUUCAAAACAUAAUAAAAAGAUAAAUGUACAUUUGGUCAACAUUCAUUUGACUCAGAGGAACCAUUUGACUCAGAGGAGAGGGUCUUUCAUUAACUUAAAGACUUUGAAGGAUUAAUGUUAUAUUUCAUUUGAGGAACAAAAGAAGGAGUGACGUGUUUUAUACUGUGCAGUUCUGGGAUCUGAAAAUUCAAUGUCUUGCCCUGUAUUUGGAUAGCAGACUACACAUUGGAUGUCACUACAGUCUGGCGAGGCUACAAUCGGCAACUUUUUUCCCUUCAAGUUCAAUUAGACUGCCAAAAAUCUGUUGCCAUGAAAAUAUUUAAUCUCAUGGCUGUAGUCAUCUGUCUUUAAAGCAAGUAGCCAGAUAAUACUUUAUUUCUUAUAUUAGCUGGGCAGUAGAUGUAAUUAAUUAAUCAAGAACACUGACUGUUUAGUUAUCGAUAGGCUGCCCUAUUAUAGUUUUAUUUCAGAUUUCUUUUAAACAAAUAUUUGCAUGGAGCUAUACUAACAAAAUCUCCCUUAUAAUCUUUUUAUAAGUGACAGUAUCUGUCUUUAGUUGGCAUGCAAUACAAAAGUUCAAUCCGUUACUUUUCAAAUGUGAAUUUUCGCCGCAUUGACGUUUUUCGAACUGCAUCAUAAUUUACUUCAGAAACACCAGUUUUAUUCAACGUUAUUAUAGGAAUUGAAAUCUUUCCCCAUCUCCACACUGGUCAGUAGCAUUCAGUGAUAUUCUGUGUAUGAUAUAUGAACAGUUGUUAAAUGAUUUUAAAUAGACAAAUCCAACAAAAAAGAAUGCAUGAAGGAUUUGACAUGAGCAUAUUAUUCUAUGUAUACAGUGGAAUGCCAAACUUUCUUGUAUUAUUUUUGUACUUCUGAAGGCUUAAAGAUGCUGCAAUUGAAAUAUUAAUGUUAAUUUGUAAAUCAUUCCUCUUCUGGUCGCCUUCCUCCACAAAUAUUAAGCUAAACAAAUCUGUGGUUGCAAUCAGUGUUACUUGUUAAUAAAAACAGAGAGAUAGGACAAAUGGAAUGAAACUUAAUUUUGGCAAGAUGAGCUUUUGUCAAAAGAGAUCACUGGAAAUUGAGUUAGAUCACUCAGAUAAUGGGUACAAAAUACCCCGAAAAAAACAUUGCAACGCACUUAGAAACUUCAGCCUAUUCCUAACAAAAUGAUUUUGUUGAAGGGCUGAGUUAAGGCACUCUAUGUAAUUAUCUUCAGUGCUGUCAGCAGCAUCUUGAUGUGAUUAAUUGCCAGGACCUAAUAUAUGCUUGCCAUUUAUGUAGAACCUAAGGCCAAGGUCUGUCAAGAAAUGAAGCGGCCACUGGAAUGUCACUAUUAAAAACACAUGUUCUGAGGAAGGCCAAAUCAGGCAUCAUCUUGGACAAUAUUCCUGGAUCCGUGUGGUGCUGUCAAACUUGUCCUAAUAUAAAUAAAGUAACCCUCGUAGUUUUGGCAGGACAUGAUUAGCCUCGACAACAGUGUACCUGCCUUUGACGUGGCCCCUCACAACGAUGUUGUCACAAGAAGCAUUCCUAAGUUUAUUUUACUUCCAUUUACAGGUGCCUUUCAUUAUCUGAAGCCAGAUAUAGCAUGAGGGAAAAAAGUCCGUAAAAGUUGAAACAACCCUUGUUCUGGAUCCACGUACAUAAUGGGACCAUGGUCCCCACAACAGUUGAAUCUGUUCCCCAGAAACAAAUCAACUCUUGUCUUUCUCCGAUAAUGGUUUUCAUUUGUGAUCAUAGGAUGAGCCCCGUGUUCUGAGUUUCGGUUUAAAUAGUACUUCUGUUGCCUGAGAUUCGGCUCCGCUGUUUAAAGAUGACGAUGGAGAAAAUUCCUAUUCAACCCCAAUAUUCACCCGCAAUUUAAGAAAUACAGCUAGCAUUCAGUAAAUGCCACAAACUAUGAUAUUCCUCAGGCAUUAAUUACCUACGUAUAACUUGAUAAAGAGUACAGUGAAAAAAAAACUGAUACAGAAGGCUUCCUAUUACUGACAAUUUAAGUAAGUCUUCAAAUGGUCUGAUCUAACAAACGGAAACAAUUACACUUUAAAAUGUCCUAUCCAUUAAAACACGACUUACAGACAGAGUAUGUUGUGAGUGUUUUAUAGUACUUUACAGAUCUCAGCUAAUGGUAGCACAGCCGUGCGUGACAGCUAUUUGUUGCAUUGCUCCUUAUUUACAAGUUACCAAAGCAUCAAAUGAUAUCCAUUUAGACACCAUUGAAUCAGUGAUUCCUAUUAAAUUUUGACAUCCUGUGUGUCGUGUGCCCAAAAUGAACAUUGAGGAGAGGCUUCAAUGAUCACCAAAGGGUUUUUUUUCCGCAUUACAGCUGUGGUACUUGAAGGAGAUAUCAAUGAUUUAAACUACAUUUUCAAUCUUUAAAAUGUAAAUGCUGAUCACGAGAAACACUUGUUUCUAUUCCGAUAAUGGAUGCAUUAAAAUGACUCAUGCAAAGGACCAAGUGAGAGGGAAGAAGGAUGUCUCUUAUUCAAAAACAAAUGGAGCUGUUUAAAGUUCUACAAUUAGCUACAAUAUCUAACGUGCAUUCAAUGCAAAAAAUAAAUACAAGCAACAAACUAACUCCAGCUUUAGUGAUGAAACUGCAAUGUGCAAUAUUAUGUACUUCUAUAUCUGCCACAGUAUUUCUUGAAAGUAAUGUACUGUAUUCUAUAUUUUCUUGAUAUUCUUGUAAUUUAAUUGGUUGGUUAUAUAAGAUGUUUGCUGAAAGGUGUUUUGGUCAUUGUUAACAAUAUUCAAGAAUGAAACAAUAUACAUUUCAUCGAUAUUGUACAUAAAAUUCUCCACAUAAAAAUCUGAUGCGUAGAAAAAAGUGUGUACGUUGAUAUCACAGACUGAAAAACCAUAUCUUAUUUUAGUAAGACUAGAGGUAAGGUAUGUAAAGGUAGCAGGAAUUUCAAAAGUCGUGUAUAAACGCACUAUUACUGCUACCCUGCUAAGUGUCUCAAACUUAGUGGCAUUUUGGAUAUUGUCAAACGUUCACAGGUUUCAGAGUCACACAUUAAGUUUGAUAGCUGGAUGUUUAUAUACGUGUAGGCGUUUGUGGAAACAUCUCCCCAUGACUUUGUCCAUGAACUUAAUUAUGAUCACGAUAUCAUCCUGUUUGUUACGUUGCUGCAUUGCAACAUAGACUUUUUCUAGAGAGGUUAUUAUUUAUUCCUAUAUAUUCAACUAUUUUAGAAAUUAGCAUGUAUCUCAUGAUGUGUACAUUUUUGCUUAGAAUGUAGAAACAAAUUAGAUAAUUACUGCCAUUAUGUACGAUGAUUAGAUGAUAUGACCUCUUCUGUCACAUUCUGGUUUUAAAGGGCGCUGAAGCUGAAUGGAACUGAAUGGUGUCUGCCAUCCAUCCUUCUGUUUGUCAUUUGACUGCAAAAUACAGCCUUGAUGUAAAGAUUCUCUUUCCUGUACAAACACAGUGAAUAUUUACUAUUUAUAAAAAAAAUAAACAGCUAAGGAAAUCAA